Messenger RNA from Schizosaccharomyces cryophilus OY26, 2215 nucleotides. RefSeq lists its product as uncharacterized. NCBI's taxonomy places the organism in Eukaryota, Fungi, Ascomycota, Schizosaccharomycetes, Schizosaccharomycetales, Schizosaccharomycetaceae. Bases 212 to 1852 code for a protein of 546 amino acids. The transcript has 4 exons. The record is from RefSeq and is a predicted model, not a curated record.
CCAUUGCCAUUGUAUUUUUCGUCUCUCAGAGCUGUAAUGAAAUGUUUUAUUUGAUUUUGUAGCGGACUUAAAUUAAGUUGCUUUUACUUUAAACUUUUGUGCGCUCCUUGCUCUUUUACUAUCAAAUUUCGAUAGUUUUCGCAGCUCGCUUCUGAAUCUUGUAAAUGGCAAUUGAUGGUUUGUUUGAUUCUUCAUAUUUAAACGAUAAACAAUGAACGAAAAAGAAAAAGAAAAGCUGCUAGGACUUGCCAAAGCAGCCGAAUCUUCCUGUCGAGUUUCUUCUGCGAGUUCUGACACUUAUUUACCGCAGUACAGCGAGCUCCCUUAUUCACAUCUGGAUAAUUUGGAAAAAGGUUGCUUAUGUUUACAUCCAAAUCUCGUUCCUGAAAACAAGAGCGACGAAUUGUCAAACGACGCUUCUGCUGCAAAAUGUUCAGACUACUAUGGUGCGUUUUUUGGUAGUGUUAAGAGCGAAUUCUUGUAUAUUUCUAGUCCAGCGGCAUUUGCGAGAAUUCCACCUGCUGCGAAAAGAACGACAAAUGAGAGACUUCGAGUUUUUUGGUGUUAUUUAUUCUCACUGAUACUUGAUUUUUCAUUUUCAUAUUACGUUCUCUUUCCUUUUCUAAAGAAUAAUAUGCUGAAAGAUACUUCCAUAAAGGUUCAGUAUAGUGUGGCAGCUAUUCUUAUCGUCUUGGCCUUUUGGUUCUCUCUAAACUUGGUUUCAGUUUUAUUGGACUUGUUGAUUUUCUCUUUGGAUUUACUUCCCUUGUUGGCUUCUGCAGUUUCCAAUGCAGUUUCCAAGGGUCUUUCUGUAUUGGUUUCUGUAGUGUUUGAUUGGAUUUCGAAAAUCAUCACCUAUUCUUUAGGUUACGAAAUGACAUUUGAAGGAACCGAGUCGACGGGAGAAAAUCAACUUCCAAUUCAUGCAAUACCUCUUGGAAAUCUAGAGGAGCCAAAUAAUCCUAAUAGUCUUAGAGAUGAGGAACCAUCUUCUGAACGUUUCGAACAGUAUAAUGAAAAGCUACUAGGACUUGCCAAAGCAGCCGAAUAUUCCUGUCAAGUUUCUCCUGCAAGUCCUGACAGUGAUUUACCGCAGUACAGCGAGCUCUCUUAUUCACAUCUGGAUAAUUUGGAAAAAGGAUGUUUAUGUUUACAUCCAAAUCUCGUUCCUGAAAACAAGAGGGACGAAUUGUCAGACGACGCUUCUGCAACAAUGUGUUCAGACUACUGUGGUGCGUUUUGUGGUAGUGUUAAGAGCGGAUUCUUGUAUAUUUCUAGCCCAGCGGCAUUUGCGAGAAUUCCACCUGCUGCAAAAAGAACGACAAAUGAAGGACUUCGAGUUUUUUGGUGUUAUUUAUUCUCACUGAUACUUGAUUUUUCAUUUUCAUAUUACGUUCUCUUUCCUUUUUUAAAGAAUAAUAUGCUGAAAGAUACUUCCAUAAAGGUUCAGUAUAGUGUGGCAGCUAUUCUUAUCGUCUUGGCCUUUUGGUUCUCUCUAAACUUGGUUUCAGUUUUAUUGGACUUGUUGAUUUUCUCUUUGGAUUUACUUCCCUUGUUGGCUUCUGCAGUUUCCAAUGCAGUUUCCAAGGUUCUUUCUGUAGUGUUUGAUUGGAUUUCGAAAAUCAUCACCUAUUCUUUAGGUUACGAAAUGACAUUUGAAGGAACCGAGUCGACGGGAGAAAAUCAACUUCCAAUUCAUGCAAUACCUCUUGGAAAUCUAGAGGAGCCAAAUAAUCCUAAUAGUCUUAGAGAUGAGGAACCAUCUUCUGAACGUUUCGAACAGUAUGUAAGACGACAACAUCACCAAUCUAGGGAUACGGAAAGCGGUAAAAAUCUGCAAAGCAGCAGCUAAUUCUUUCUCCCCUUAAUUUUUUAUACAUUUUGUAGAUUUACACUUUCCGGGUUCUCUGCUCUAAGGAAAGGUUUCUUGUUUCUCCCUUUCUCUUCUCUGCUUGCAUAUUAGGUUUUCUUGUCUUUUUCAAAAGUGUUGCUUAUGUUUUGUUCUCUUUCUUUCUGCAUAUUUGGCCAUGAAGUGCACUGACGUUUUACUAUCGUACAUACUGUGUUAGUCUUGCUCUCUUUCCGUUGAACUUGCCAUUUUUUUUAUUCGCAUUUGCAGUUGCAUUUGAAUCCGUGUAACAUUUUUAAUUUUCGUGUUAGGUUAUAUGUUUAGUUUUCUUUUUAUUCUAAUUGGCUAAUGAAGUAUUGAUAAACG